Messenger RNA from Adineta steineri, 765 nucleotides. The record is from the annotation of a GenBank genome assembly. Lineage: Eukaryota; Metazoa; Rotifera; Eurotatoria; Adinetida; Adinetidae.
AAUCAUCGUAUUGUUAAAUGGAAAUUGGAUUCAAAUGAAGGUCAAAUUAUUGCAGGUGGAAAUGGACAAGGAAAUCAAAAUAAUCAAUUGAGUUGUCCAAGAAAUAUCAUUUUUGAUAAAGAAAGUAAUUCUUUUAUUAUUUUUGAUUAUGGGAACAAACGCGUAAUUCGAUAUUCUGAUCAAAAUCAAAAAAAUCAACAAAUUAUUAUUUCAAAUAUUGAUUGUCAUGGUCUGACAAUCGAUAAAAAUGGAUUUAUUUAUGUUUGUGAUUAUGGAAAAAAUGAAGUAAGACGAUGGAAAGAAGGAGAUACAAAAGGUGAAUUAGUUGCAGGUGGAAAUGGUCAUGGAAAUCAGCUUAAUCAACUGUCUGAUCCUACUUUUAUCUUUGUUGAUGAUGAUUAUUCUCUUUAUAUAUCAGAUUAUGGGAAUGAUCGUGUGAUGAAAUGGACAAAAGGUGCAAAAGAAGGAAUUAUUGUUGCUGGUGGAAAUGGUCUAGGAAAUAGUCUCAAACAAUUGUCUUUUCCUCAAGGAGUAAUUGUUGAUCAUUUGGGUCAAAUCUAUGUUGCAGAUCAGUGUAAUAAUCGAGUAAUGCGUUGGUGUGAAGGAGAUGAAGAAGGUGAAAUUGUUGUUGGUGGAAAUGGUGAAGGAAGUCAAUCAAAUCAAUUGAAUUAUCCUAAUGAUUUAUCAUUUGAUAAUGAAGAGAAUCUUUACGUUGCUGAUUCUUUAAAUAAUCGAAUCCAAAAAUUCGAAAAAAUUAUAAAUUAA